This is a messenger RNA of Arachis duranensis, 828 nucleotides long. RefSeq lists its product as uncharacterized. The record is from RefSeq and is a predicted model, not a curated record. Bases 1 to 828 code for a protein of 275 amino acids. The transcript has a single exon. Lineage: Eukaryota; Viridiplantae; Streptophyta; Magnoliopsida; Fabales; Fabaceae.
AUGCCGCAAAACUUUGUGUUACCCACCGCCCUUGAGCCAUACAAGGGGUUUGGUGAUUCCGGCGCUCAUGUUAAGAAAUUCCAAUUUAUGAUGUUUUUUAAUGGCACUAACAAUGAACAUGUGCUUUGUCGAGCUUUUCCAACUUAUCUUGAUGGUGUUGCAUUACUCUGGUUUUUCAAGUUGUCUGCAGGUUCAAUUUCUUCUUUUGAGGAGCUGGCAAGAUCUUUCAUCGAUUACUUUGUCGCAUCAAGAAUAUAUGUGCAUGGAUUAGACUACCUAGGCACAAUCAGACAAGGGCAACACGAAAGCCUAAAGGACUACAUGACUCGGUUCGCUGAAAAAACCAUAGAGAUUCCAGACUUAGACCCGGCAGUCCACCUACACGCCCUUAAAACCGGCCUCAGACCUGGCAAGUUCUCGGAGACGAUUGCAGUAACCAAACCAAAGACGCCGGAAGAGUUCCGAGAAAGGGCUGCAUGUCAAAUGGAUGUCGAAGAACUCCGUGAAGCUCAGAAAACGGACAGACAACCACCCAGAAGAGAAGAGGAAAAGGCUUUCAAAUUACCAAGCAACAAGGAAUCAAAGAAACCUUUCAAGCUCACACCAAAAUUCGAUACUUAUACCAGAUUCAAUACAAAGAAAGAAAAAAUAAUCAAAGAGAUUCUCAAUGCCAAAAUAAUAAAGCCCCCUGCCCGAGCAGGAAGUUACCAGGAUCAGCGAUUUGUAGACAAAAGUAAACACUGUGUUUUCCACCAGAAGUAUGAACACAUAACGGAUGAAUGCAUAAUUGCCAAGGCAACGAACCUCGGAAGAAAAAGAUUACAGUAG